AUGGUCAUGGCGGAUGGCCCGAGGCACUUGCAGCGCGGGCCGGUCCGGGUGGGGUUCUACGACAUCGAGGGCACGCUGGGCAAGGGCAACUUCGCCGUGGUGAAGCUGGGGCGGCACCGGAUCACCAAGACGGAGACAAUAGGACUGGUUAAAAUGGUCAUCGCCGCCUUUGCACCGCUCGCUGGGUUGUCUCUCUACCUGGGGUUGAAUGUGAUGAUGAGUGUAAUUGCCAUGACUCAGUCUUUGCAAAGACUUAAUCUGGUAAUGGAGACCAAGAGUAUGUUGUACCUUGUGACAGAAUAUGCCAAAAAUGGAGAGAUAUUUGACUAUCUUGCUAAUCAUGGUCGGUUAAACGAGUCUGAAGCCAGGAGAAAAUUCUGGCAAAUUCUUUCUGCUGUUGAUUAUUGCCACGGCCGGAAGAUUGUGCACCGUGACCUCAAGGCUGAAAAUCUCCUUUUGGAUAACAACAUGAAUAUCAAAAUAGCAGAUUUCGGUUUUGGAAAUUUCUUUAAAAGUGGUGAACUGCUGGCAACGUGGUGUGGCAGCCCCCCUUAUGCAGCCCCAGAAGUGUUUGAAGGGCAGCAGUAUGAAGGACCACAGCUGGACAUUUGGAGCAUGGGAGUGGUUCUUUAUGUCCUUGUCUGUGGAGCACUGCCUUUUGAUGGACCCACUCUGCCAAUUUUGAGGCAGAGGGUUUUGGAAGGAAGAUUCCGGAUUCCAUAUUUUAUGUCAGAAGAUUGUGAGCAUCUUAUUAGGAGGAUGUUGGUCCUUGACCCAUCUAAACGGCUAACCAUAGCUCAAAUUAAGGAGCAUAAGUGGAUGCUCAUAGAAGUUCCUAUCCAGAGGCCUAUUCUCUAUCCACAAGAGCAAGAAAACGAGCCAUCCAUUGGGGAAUAUAAUGAACAGGUUCUACGAUUGAUGCACAGCCUUGGGAUAGAUCAGCAGAAGACCAUUGAGUCUCUGCAGAACAAAAGCUAUAACCACUUUGCCGCCAUUUAUUUCUUGUUGGUGGAGCGCCUGAAGUCACACAGGAGCAGUUUUCCUGUGGAGCAGAGACUUGACGGUCGCCAGCGCCGGCCUAGCUCCAUUGCUGAACAAACAGUUGCCAAGGCACAAACUGUGGGGCUCCCGGUGGCCAUGCACUCACCGAAUGUGAGACUGCUGCGGUCUACCCCCCUCCCUCAGGCAUCCAACGUGGAGGCCUUUUCGUUUCCAGCAUCUGGCUGUCAAGCGGAAGCUGCGUUUAUGGAGGAGGAAUGUGUCGACACUCCAAAGGUAAAUGGCUGUCUGCUUGACCCUGUGCCUCCUGUCCUGGUGAGGAAGGGAUGCCAGUCACUGCCCAGCAACAUGAUGGAGACCUCCAUAGAUGAAGGCCUGGAGACUGAAGGAGAGGCCGAGGAAGACCCCAGUCAUGCCUUUGAAGCUUUCCAGGCCACGCGCAGUGGCCAGCGACGGCACACGCUGUCAGAAGUGACCAACCCACUGGUUGUGAUGCCUGGGCCAGGGAAGCUUUUCUCCAUGAGUGACAACCCCUCCCUUGACAGUGUGGACUCCGAAUAUGACAUGGGGUGUGCUCAGAGAGACCUUAACUUUCUGGAAGACAACCCUUCUCUGAAGGACAUCAUGUUAGCCAAUCAGCCCUCACCCCGUAUGACGUCUCCUUUCGUCAGCCUGCGACCUACCAACCCAGCCAUGCAGGCUCUGAGCUCCCAGAAACGUGAAGCGCACAACAGGUCCCCUGUGAGCUUCAGAGAGGGCCGCAGGGCAUCAGACACCUCCCUCACGCAAGGAAUUGUAGCCUUUAGACAACAUCUUCAGAAUCUGGCAAGAACCAAAGGAAUCCUGGAGUUAAACAAAGUGCAGUUGCUGUAUGAACAAAUGGGGUCUGACGCUGGUCCGAGGCUGGCACCAGCUGCUUCUCAGCUUCAGGACCUUGCAAGUUGCCCUCCGGAGGAAGUUUCUCAGCAGCAGGAAAGUGUCUCCACUCUCCCUGCCGGCGUGCAUCCUCAGCUUUCCCCACGGCAAAGCCUGGAAAGCCAGUAUCUUCAGCAUCGACUCCAGAAGCCCAGUCUUCUGUCAAAGGCCCAGAACACCUGUCAGCUUUAUUGUAAAGAGCCACCACGGAGCCUAGAACAGCAGCUGCAGGAGCACAGGCUCCAACAGAAGCGGCUUUUCCUGCAGAAGCAGUCUCAGCUGCAGGCGUAUUUUAACCAGAUGCAGAUAGCGGAGAGCUCCUACCCCCCGCCGAGUCAGCCCCUUCCCCACCAGGAGACUCCGGCACCGCCCCAGCAGCCCCCGCCGUUCAGCCUGAGCCAGCCCUUGAGCCCUGUCCUGGAGCCUUCUUCUGAGCAGAUGCAGUACAGCCCUUUUCUCAGCCAGUACCAGGAGAUGCAGCUGCAGCCCCUGCCCUCAGCGCCUGGCCCCCGGGCUCUCCCUCCAUUGCCCACACAGCUGCAGCAGCCGCAGCAGCCUCCACUCCCGCCGCCUCCGCCGCCUCCACAGCAGCCAGGAGCUGCCCCAGCCCCCUUACAGUUCUCCUAUCAGACUUGCGAGCUGCCAAGUGCCACUUCCUCGGCGCCAGACUAUCCCACUCCCUGUCAGUAUCCUGUGGACGGAGCCCAGCAGAGCGGCCUCUCGGGCCCAGACUGCCCCAGGAGCUCAGGACUGCAGGAUGCCCCCUCCAGCUACGACCCGCUGGCCCUCUCUGACCUACCUGGACUUUUUGAUUGUGAGAUGCUAGAUGCUGUGGAUCCACAACACAAUGGACUAAGGAGGAGGCUCUCUGGAAUCGCUGCAGAAGUGCCAUGAUAUUGACGAAAGGAAACCGCCUUCCACACCCCCAGUGGGCUGCUCAGCUCAGGACUGCAGGCAUGGCACGGCCACCACGGUGCCAUCACCACCUGCCCCAGCAGAGCCCAGGAGACCUAGGCAGUUUGACAGAACAGUUACUCAACGCAUGAGGGGACAUGGAGAGGCUGCCGAAGCUAUAGGAUGUGGAGAGCAGCCGCGGCCUCUCAGCCAGGCGCGGACCAUCACUGAGCGCGAGCGCAGCCCUUCCCUGCCGCAAUCCCUCCUGUCGCUCAGUCCAAGCAACAUCACUGAGCUCCAUCGCCACCUGCACUGCCUGCAGAGCGAGGCUUCGUUUCCUACCUAGUGACCCAGGGAAGGCUUUGGAACACUGACCUGCCCACCAGUCUGUUGGCCAGGGCGGCGUGCACACGCUGAUGACAGACAGGUGUGUGCUCACACGGCCGGAGAGCCAGCCGCCACAGAAAACGCUUUGGCGAGACGAACAGUGAGGUAACAAUUUCAUUCGGCAAAAAGUGCAAUAGGUGUGGUACUGUUUUUAUUCUGAUUGGUUUUUUUUUGUUUGUUUGGGGUGUGUGGGGGGGGGGUGUUUUUGUGUUUGUUUUUCAAGUCCAAGGGUAUUACUCUGUGCUCUGGGGGAAAUGCAGUCAUUGAGCAAUUCCCAGCAGGGCGGGCAAGCGCCGGUAUUUACAUGCAACUGAUCUGCGUCCCUGAAAGCCACACAGAGCCCGCCCCGUGCCACCCUGCACAGGGAGGAGCCUGCCAUCCGCGCCAACUCCGCACAUCCACCCGAGAGGGAUCCAGGGCCCCCAGGGGGGCUGGAGCUGUGGCUGCAGGACUGUCCGCUGGUCGUGAGCAAGAGCCCCCUCUUCUGCUCAGACCUCUUCCUCACAGUUCAGCCCCCGGUCCCGCAUGCCAGCGGCAGGGAGAUGGGGACUGGAGCCCCUCCACUCGGCCUCCUCCUGACCUGCACCCCGCCUGCCCACCCCAACCACCAGGGCUCCCCGCUCCCCAUCGCCCAGGUGCGGGUGUCAUUAUCCCUAAGGCAGGGCAAAUUAGAGCCCUCCCACCCCUGGCUCUAGGAACUGAGGAGAAGGGUGUGUUCCCAGAAGAGGAGCACUUGGUGAGGAGCCAGAAACUGCAGGAAAGUGGGAAGCAGCAGCUUCCAGUGGCCUGGCCAGGGGCCCCGGUGUGUGCGCCAGCGGCCUAAGGCAGGUGAGCCGCGCCUGCGCAGGCCUCGCCACGUCACACAGGCCUGGAGCUGGCUGGCCACGCGGCCCUCCAUGACAGUAAGAUUCGUACCAACAGUGACACGUAAUAUCCUCCUGUCUCAAAGAAAAUUCCCACUCGAGAGAACUUCCUCACAUUCCUCCUCGUUAGAGACAGCCGCAGUGUCAUUGGCCCCAUGAACAGAGCAGGUGUGGAGCCAUUGCUGCCCUGGGCUGCACGUGUUCCCCUACACUGAGCCCCCUCCUCGUCGUCAGUCACCCCAGCUGCGCAGUCUCCUGGGGCCUAGGUGUCAAAGGUCAGGACUGAAGAACAGGUAGUCACAGGCGGCACAGGCAGGGUCUUUGAGAAUUUGCUUGCUUCUGGAAAUUGUUCUUUGGGAGUUCUUUUGGUUUGGGGUGUUUUUUGCAGAAGUUAUCUUCUGAGUGGUUUGUGGGAUGCAAGAGCAGAAUCACCUGCACAGCACGUGCACCUGCACACUCGGCGUCCCGACCUCCCGACAGGCUCCGCGCGCCGCGGGGGAGAUGGCGGCAGCGGCCUUCCAGCGCCCUUCGGCCCUGGCGGCUCCGCUCCCCGUCACCUGCAGCCUGGCUGACUCUAGACUCCUAGCCAUGCUAGUUGUACCACUAUCUCCUCUCCAUACCUUAUCCAAUUCGAACACAGUUGGCAGCUUCACACGCAUACUAUUACACAGACUGAGAAACGCAGCUGCCCAGACACUUCACGGGUGAUCGUUUUCAUGGUUUCUGCCCGGAGACUUGACUUGUCCAUGAAAAGGAGCAGUAGCUUCUAUUCUUACAUUAAGCGCCUUCCCCCCAACCUCUGCUCAUCCUCACACACUUCGCCGGGAGGUGCUGUCCUUAUCGUUCACGGAGGAAAGCUGGGCUCCGCGGGAAGGGGCAGUGACUUAGCCCAGGCCCAGCGCUCGCAGCAGGGAAGUCAGGAAAAGCACCGGGUCGACUGGCUUCCCGCUGUAUCUGGCUCAGCACACCUGGCUCUUUCCAUAAGCCAACAGCUGUAUCCACAAAGCCCCCAUUGUGGCCAGGUACUGGGAGAAUGACUGCUGUCCACACAGCUGCACCUUCCAACCAGCAGCCGUGGGGCCUGCAGGGAGGGGCACCUCAGGUGACAACGGCGGCUGUCCUGGUGUCCUUGCACUCGAGAAGUUGAGGGAGACACAGACCCUACAAAACCACUUGUCUCCCCACCACCACCCC
This is a messenger RNA of Dipodomys ordii (Ord's kangaroo rat), 5252 nucleotides long. RefSeq names its product salt-inducible kinase 2 (gene Sik2). Gene Ontology annotation, cellular component: cytoplasm. Lineage: Eukaryota; Metazoa; Chordata; Mammalia; Rodentia; Heteromyidae. Gene Ontology annotation, molecular function: tau-protein kinase activity; ATP binding; protein serine/threonine kinase activity. Gene Ontology annotation, biological process: intracellular signal transduction; protein phosphorylation; microtubule cytoskeleton organization. The coding region runs from base 1 to 2808 and encodes 935 amino acids. The transcript has 17 exons. The record is from RefSeq and is a predicted model, not a curated record.